AAAAGAACUUGAGGAAGUACAAGAACAAAACAAGAAAAACCCGUCAAAAGAAACAAAAUCGAGCAAAAGUAGUCUUCGACCCUAACCCUCGAUCACAAAUUACAUCUCUCUUCACAUUCAUCCAUUUUCAGCUUAUCUAUCUUAAAAUUUGAUAAAUUUCUACACACAAUUUCAGAUUUCCAGCAUCAAUUUUACCUUUUCCGAAUUUCAGGAGCAAAUUCGAAGUGUGACAGAAAAGAAAUUAAAGGAUAUUUUCGACAAAUUGGAUCUUCCGAAAAUUUGAAGGCUACGAAGCUUUGCGCUGAUGGCAGAGCUAAAGGAGCCCCUCCUUUCAAGGAAACCUGCCUCAGCUGCAAACCUUAGAGAAAUAGCGUAUCAUCCAUCAGGUUCCGGACGUCCACCAUUUCAAGGGAUGGAUGUUUUGGGAUUGAAGAAGCGAGGGCAGAGCAUUCGGUCGUGGAUACGGGUUGAUACUUCUGGGAAUUCGGGGGUAAUCGAAGUUGACAAAUUCACAAUGAUGCGCCGUUGUGAUCUCCCUGCUCGUGAUUUACGAUUGCUUGAUCCGUUAUUUGUGUAUCCAUCCACUAUUCUUGGACGAGAGAAGGCCAUAGUUGUGAAUCUGGAGCAGAUUCGUUGUAUUAUUACAGCUGAUGAGGUUCUUCUUUUGAAUUCCCUUGAUAGCUACGUAUUGCAAUAUGUUGUUGAGCUUCAAAGACGAUUGAGGAAUGCUGGUGCUGUUGAGACUUGGCAGUCAGAAGAUGCUAUGAGCCGAAGAGGCAGUAGAAACUCUGAUACCUCAUCACCUGAUUACUUGCCCUUUGAGUUUAAGGCCCUAGAAGUUGCAUUGGAGGCUGCGUGCUCUUUUCUUGACUCUCAGGCAUCUGAACUAGAGAUUGAAGCAUAUCCACUGCUUGAUGAACUAACAUCGAAAAUCAGUACCUCAAACUUGGAACGAGUACGUCGAUUGAAAAGCAGACUUGUUGCUUUGACCCGGAAAGUGCAAAAGGUUAGGGAUGAAAUAGAGCAGCUAAUGGAUGAUGAUGGGGAUAUGGCAGAAAUGUAUCUUACAGAGAAGAAGUCACGGAUGGAGUUGACAAUGUAUGGUGAACAAUCAAUAUUAGGGUUGAGAUCAAAUGACGGUGCAGUGUCCAUAUCUGCUCCUGUUUCUCCUGUUUCCUCUGCCUUCGAUUCACGAAAAUUAGAUAAAAGCUUCAGCCUCUCAAGAAGCCGGCAUGGAAGCAUGAGAAGUUCAGAAACUGCUACUGAGAGUAUAGAAGAGUUGGAAAUGUUGCUGGAAGCGUACUUUGUGGUCAUUGAUAGCACCCUUAACAAGCUUACAUCACUGAAGGAGUACAUCGAGGAUACAGAAGAUUUUAUUAAUAUUCAGCUGGAUAAUGUUCGUAACCAACUGAUCCAGUUUGAGUUACUGCUAACAACUGCAACUUUUGUUGUUGCCAUAUUUGGAGUGGUAGCAGGAAUCUUUGGCAUGAAUUUCGAGAUUGAAUUAUUUAAUUAUCCUGACGCGUUCAAAUAUACUCUCCUCAUUACAGGAUUUACUGGGCUCGUUAUAUUUGGUUCAUUUUUAUGGUUCUUCCGAUACAAAAGGCUUAUGCCGUUGUAAAUGCCUCUUACCUGCGAAGAUGGGAAAUAAACAAAUGCCGCAGCAAUUCUUUGCGAUUAGGUCUCAUCAGCACUAAAUCUGUUGGGCCAAUUACAAAUAUUCUCUUGAUGUACUUAUAUUUUCGCUCAUUUUUGACGUAUUAUGUGCACUCCUGAUUCACUUUAUCUUGUAUAUAUAAUCUCUAUCUCUAGUA
This is a messenger RNA of Beta vulgaris subsp. vulgaris (sugar beet), 1814 nucleotides long. Its product is annotated as magnesium transporter MRS2-1. The record is from RefSeq and is a predicted model, not a curated record. NCBI's taxonomy places the organism in Eukaryota, Viridiplantae, Streptophyta, Magnoliopsida, Caryophyllales, Amaranthaceae. The transcript has 6 exons. Gene Ontology annotation, biological process: magnesium ion transport. Bases 305 to 1621 code for a protein of 438 amino acids. Gene Ontology annotation, molecular function: magnesium ion transmembrane transporter activity.